AUGUCACUUAUAUGGAUUUUAGAUACUGGCUUAUAUGAGCAAAAGGAGAUAAGGGCAUUGGUAGAAUUAUCUGCCAACGUUAGAGACAAUGUAUAUCAUCGAUUGCAACGAACUUUCCUCGGAGAAGUCAAUUCAAAGACACAAAAUGUUGUUGAAGUUUUAGUUCGAUGUCACAUAGAAUUGUCCAAUUUGAAUAAUCGGCUUGUUCGUGAAGCAAGUUUGCUUCCUCGGGACAUAUACACCAAUCCUGAGAUCUCCAAUGAAGCUCGCGGUGCAGUGGUUGAUUUGAAGUUUGGAUUUGGACCUAUGCCUCGAGAUUUGGCCAACAAGAAGAUCUUUUUCUUUGAUAUCGAUAACUGCUUGUAUAAACGGUCAACCAAGAUUCAUGACUUGAUGCAGGUGAAGAUUCAUGAAUACUUCAAGACUCAUUUGGCUCUAACAGAUGAAGAAGCUCAUCAACUACAUAUGAAUUACUACAAAACAUACGGUUUGGCCUUAGAAGGUCUCGUAAGAAAUCAUCAUGUUGAUGCUUUGGAAUAUAACGCCAAAGUUGAUGAUCUGUUAGCUCUACAAUCUGUGUUAUCAUAUAAUCAAGACUUACGUUCAACGCUCCUUGAGAUCAAGAAGAAUUUCGAUUACUUCUGGUUGGUUACAAACGCCUACAAAAACCAUGGAUUACGAGUAAUAUCAUUAUUAGGACUUGGUGAUUUGUUUGAUGGGUUAACGUAUUGUGAUUAUUCCAAAAAUCCAAUCAUCUGCAAGCCUAUGAAAGCUUAUUUCGAUAAUUUCCUUUCUCUUACAAAUAUACAUGAACCAUCUACCCUGUCCUUUGUUGAUGAUAGUGAAAUUAAUUGCAAGGCAGCACACGAUUUGGGAUUUGGCCGUGUUUACCAUUACGUCGAACUCGAAUCAGAGUACCAGAAGCUUAUAUUGUCUUCAGACUUUGCUUCGUACUAUGGAGCAGGAGAUGGCACCGAUCCAACUAAAAUUAUUAUCAUCAGAGAUAUCCUAGAAUUAAGGUCUGCUAUAGAGAGGGUAGAAAAAGCUUAG
Messenger RNA from Lizanozyma spartinae, 1050 nucleotides. RefSeq names its product nucleotidase. The transcript has 2 exons. Gene Ontology annotation, biological process: pyrimidine nucleobase metabolic process; nucleotide catabolic process. Lineage: Eukaryota; Fungi; Ascomycota; Pichiomycetes; Serinales; Debaryomycetaceae. The record is from RefSeq and is a predicted model, not a curated record. Gene Ontology annotation, molecular function: nucleotidase activity. The coding region runs from base 1 to 1050 and encodes 349 amino acids.